Molecule: messenger RNA, 1489 nt
Organism: Thecamonas trahens ATCC 50062
Lineage: Eukaryota; Apusomonadida; Apusomonadidae
Product: lactoylglutathione lyase
Exons: 1
Coding region: 361-1434 (357 amino acids)
Molecular function (GO): lactoylglutathione lyase activity; metal ion binding
Source: RefSeq, a predicted model, not a curated record
CAGGCACGACAGCAACCAUGCCGCCCUCCCUCGGUACAAGUCACACACACCCUACACACACACACAUGCACACCUACCCGCUCUCGACUCAACCUCUCCCCGCCCUUCUCCGCCUCUGCCAUUCUCCUACACAGCGCAUCCGACCCCGCGGCGUGUGGCACGGAGGGGAAACCAGCAAAGGAAGGUAAAGAUGACGGCGAAUCAUCAAAAAGGCCGCCGGUCUUCCCGGUUUGCGCCGCCUCUUGAGCGACCCGAGACACAGACAGCAGAGUACCUGCCAGCCGCUACCCCAGACGUACCGGUCAUCGACAUCCACCACCCAACUCCGGUCCCACACUUUGACUACCCUACUCAAUCAACAUGAGCACCUCUAUGGCACCUGCGAGUGAGCUCAUCGCCAACUCGAGCUACGACGCCGCGGCGGUGGCGACCGUGGCGAGCAACAAGCCGUUCUGGCAGCAGACCAUGCUCCGGGUCUCGGACCCUGUGGCCUCGAUCGAGCACUACACCACCCACUACGGCUUUACCCUUGUCGACAAGUACGACUUUCCGCAGUGGAGCUUCACCGUCUACUUUCUGGCCACCCUCGAGGAAGGCCAGGCCGGGCCCGAUGGCGAGCCCGGCUCGGACGCUGCCCACUCGUGGCUCUUCUCCACCAACGUCACCACCCUUGAGCUGACGCACAACCACGGAUCAGAGGAAAACGGCCCGCAGCCGGGCCUCUACCACUCGGGAAACAUUGAGCCGAACCGCGGCUUUGGCCACAUUGCCGUCUUUGUCGACGAUGUCUACGCAAAGUGCGCCGAGCUCGAGGCCGCCGGCGUCCAGUUCCAGAAGAAGCCCGACGGCGGGCGGAUGAAGGGUCUCGCCUUUGCCCUCGAUCCGGACGGCUACUGGAUCGAGAUCAUCAAGCGCGCCGAGGACGCCCCGUCGGCCGGCAAGGGUCUCGUCAACCUCUCGCAGACCAUGAUCCGCGUCAAGGACCCGGCAGCUUCGCUCGCCUUCUAUGGCCAUGUCUUUGGCAUGCAGCUCAUCGCCGAGAAGCACUUUCCUGACGCGGCUUUCUCGCUCUACUUUCUGGCCCACCUCUCCGACGCCGAACUCGCCCGCCUCCCCGCCGAUCUCGAUCCGUCGUCCCAGGCCGCGUUUGACUUUAUGAAGACCCUCUGGUCGCCCGUCCUCGAGCUGACCUGGAACCACGGGACCGAGUCGGACGCCGACUUUACCUACCAGCCCGGCGACGCCUCAAAGUACGCCUUUGGCCACACUGGCUUUAUCGUCGACGACCUUGUUGCUACCUGUGAUGCCCUCGACGCCGCCGGCGUGCCCUUUGCCAAGCGUCCCCAAGACGGCCAGAUGAAGACCAUCGCUUUCGUCGUCGAUCCCGACGGCUACAAGGUUGAGCUCAUCCAGCGCGGCUCCAUCGCCGAGUGAUUCUGCCAACGAACCUGCUUUGCACAGCCAUCGUAUAAACUCACACAACCGCGCC